Larimichthys crocea (large yellow croaker) is the source of this 1242-nucleotide messenger RNA. RefSeq names its product protease-associated domain-containing protein 1. NCBI's taxonomy places the organism in Eukaryota, Metazoa, Chordata, Actinopteri, Sciaenidae. Bases 159 to 728 code for a protein of 189 amino acids. The transcript has 5 exons. The record is from RefSeq and is a predicted model, not a curated record.
ACGCAUGCGCAUGAGAAGAAGCGCGGAAGUGGUGAUUGCUAAGCUGCUGCUGUGACAACACAGCUGCUACUUAUGGACAAAAGAGCGGUCUGACAUGUACACAGCCACACUGAAGGCUCGUCUAUGUAACGUUCAGGAGCUCUGCAAAUGUCCUGAAAAUGGCAAAGGUUGUUCGGGCUUUAGUUUUAUACCUGUGGAGUGUUUUCCUGCAGCUCAGUGGCGUGUCAGGUCACGGGAUCAAUGAACUGCUGUACUUCAGGGUCAUCAGUCCAGAGGAUAUAGGGUAUAUCUUCAGUGCAGCUCCUGCUAAAGACUUCGGAGGAGAUUUUACAUCAUCUUAUGAUGAGAUCUUUCUCGUGCCAGCAGACCCAGCAGAUGGCUGCUCAGAUCUGGAGGACACAGAAAUCAUCCAGGGACAAGUAAUCCUGGUGGAAAGGGGAGGUUGCUCCUUUGUACAAAAAGCCCGACACGUAGAGGAAGCAGGAGGCAAAGCUGUUCUGAUUGCUGAUAAUGCAGAGGAUAAUGACAGUCAGUACCUUGAUAUGAUCACUGAUGGCAGCACUGCCAAACCAAGCAUACCUGCACUAUUCCUGCUGGGGCGUGACGGGAUGAUGAUCAGACGAUCUCUUCAGAGACAAGCUCUGCCGUGGGCGGUCAUUUCCAUUCCUGUCAAUGUUUCCUCUUUGGCUUCAUUCCCACUCAAGCAGCCCCCGUGGACACUGUGGUAGAAAUGACGCACACCCACAACUCCAUGUACUUCCUCACUCAAUAAACGCUCUUUCAUCAGUUCGUAUCCUGUUAGCAGUGAAGACACUCACAGGGAAAUUCUUCUACGGUGGUUAAACAAACUCACAUGCAGUAGUGGUGUACCAAUGAAAUUAACAUACAUACACAUGAUUAUCUAAAUACACAGCCAAGGGAAUGUGAGUCAAACCUUUGAUCUCUUCGGAAGAGCUGUUGGAUGGGGUGAGGACAGACAAACUCAGCAAGAAACAUGCGUGCUUAUUCUCAGUGAUCAGCUGAAGUUGACUGAAUUAGCAAGUUUUUUGGAAGAUAAUGAAUUUUUCACUCGAGUAAUCUCCAGAAAGUUCUGUACAGAUGAUUUGUUGGUCACUAGUUGCUGUUUGAAUUUGAUACUUCCUUACAAACAGAAGCGCACUGUUUUUUUUUUGGUUUGUUUUGUUUUUUGCCUUGUCUAAUAGUAAAACAUUGUUGUGUAGUCCUCUGAGGGGGAAAAACCAA